AGUAGCACGGGCCAGCAGACAUCUACAGAAACGUCGGAGAGUAGCACGGGCCAGCAGACAUCUACAGAAACGUCGGCGGCAACUGUCUCUCACGCGGCGAGCACAACCGAGGGUACGACGGCCGGAGCAAGCACCAGCAGCGGUGUCGGAGAAACCACAAGUGUCGGCACCGUAGCUACUACGUCAGCAGAAACAGCGACCCCAGACGUCACCACCUUGACUGAGCCAACAACGACUUCCUCGGCAACGGCCACCACACCUCCAGAGACAACAACAACAGCGGAAAUG
Molecule: messenger RNA, 288 nt
Organism: Scleropages formosus (Asian bonytongue)
Lineage: Eukaryota; Metazoa; Chordata; Actinopteri; Osteoglossiformes; Osteoglossidae
Product: integumentary mucin C.1-like
Exons: 3
Source: RefSeq, a predicted model, not a curated record